UAUCUCAGGCAUUAACAUGCACAAAAAACAACACAAGGAAAUCCAAAUCAUGCCAAAAUAGGGAAUCUACAAACAGUUUGGGAAAUGAGCACAGACUGAUGCGAGGGUGAUCUGCUUAGUGGGCACACGAUUAGCCAACAAUGGAGAGUUGGUGAGGAGUUAACACAACAACAAAAAAAGUUCCGACUGGAAUCGCCAACAUGUGAGAUUUAACAACAGGAGCAAGCUGCGUGUUUGAGACUUUGGUAAAAGAUUUUGUCUUCAAGGCGAGAGAUGCAACUGGAUUUUAUUUUUAUUAAUGAUGCAUAAUGCGGCGUGACGUGCAACAAAGACAACUAUGAACAAUGGCAGAGAAACACAAGAGGAGUACACCGGUUUACCGCAGCGUCUCUUUGAAAAAGUGGGGCGCCAACAAAAGUAAGGAGAAACAAGACAAAAGCCAGAGUUUGGAGGCAGCCGGCGUCUCUCUUCCACUGGAGCCAAGCGGGGCAGAGCAGCGUCAUGUUAGUGCGUCAAGAAAAGUUUCCAAAAUCUCUGCCACCACAACCGCAGAGCCGAAGAAAGCCUCCUCCGCCCCUCUCGCCUCAAUUUCUCCCUCCAUACGCCAGCUCACCGAGAAAUUCAUCAGCAACAGCAGCAGCGGAGGAGGCACCGAGAGGACUCACAACGACUGGCCGGGAGACUUUGCAGCAGUGCCGCGUGAGAGCAGCACACUUCCCCGCGUCACAGCCUGCAGGAGGAGCAGCUCUCUGUCUCGACUGGCCUCGCACCGGGACGGCGGAACAGCACUCUUAUCAGACAACAAGUCAUUUUUGGACAAAGUGCAAAAGUUUAACUCCGGCACGGAUUCGGUGUCCGGAUCGGACUCUGAGAAAAAAACUAAAAGACGGACUUGUGCAACGUUAAGAAGCUUCAAUUCUGGUAAGAAAAAAUCUUGCACAUCUGAUCUCCAAAAGACUUUUAUAAAUAAUGAUGAAGAGUGUGUCACGUUUAGUGGCCCAAGUAAACUUCACAAAGUUUAUCCAUCCACACACUGCAGUGAAUAUAUUUCCCUGAAACCUGAUAAAUGGCCGAAUGUGACCAAAAUUAGACAACUUUUUGAUGAGAAACAAAAGCAAGUCGACACUUGUGAGAAUUCAAAACAGCUUGAUAAUAUUGAUUUAGGCCAGACGGGCAACCCCGAGCGUGGCGGUCGUUUGGAUAAAAGCGACAAAAUCUCACCUUGCUCAUCAGCUAAUGAAGGCAAAAGUCCAUAUUCGUCUCAGGCGAGCUUAGUUGACGGACGGAGCCAAAGCAGCGCUGCUGUCAAACAGACACUUUGUGACACUAUGGACUUGCAUUCCAAAAUCUACGAGCAGCAUUAUGCACUUGAUGAGGAGACGCGCUUAAAAUCAUUCGGUUUUUGUAUUGACAAGAUUUCUGGGACAAAUCAGUUUAAAAACAGCAGCAGCUUUUCUCUGGGUUGCCGUGAUCAAAAGCGUAGCUCAUCCCCAUUCAGAUCUCAGAGCCCCAGCUCAGAGGCAGAGGGUGCCUCCAAAACUCCCACGCUGAUAGAGUUGACCCCUGACCCUCAUCCUGACCUGCAGCCCUCAGCUACUACUUCUCGUAGGGGUUUGGUGAGCCGGGACACCUUCUGCGCCUCCUUUCUUCAGGAGCCGGUAGUGAGGGAGAGAAGGGUUAGUCAGGGGGUCGGGCUGGCAGGGGAUAGUUUACAUUCCUCACAUAGCUCCUCUACAGCUCCCACCUCUCCCCCCUUAUUCCCUCUCCAUGCUCCAGCUCCAGAUAAAGCCGUUACCUCCUCCUCGACUGUUGCUGCCUCCUCAGCUCCUGUCGGAGUUGAUUCUCAACAUAGAUCCAGCUGGAGGGUUAGCUCUGGAGACGAAGAGGAGUUGCAUAGCAGGAGGAAACGAGGAGGUGCAUGCUGGAGGGGCCCCUCUCAUCCUUUUGUUGACGUCAGGGGAGGAGAGAGGGUUGGCACAGAGGGAGGCGGCAGUUAUUUUUUAGGCAGUAAAAAUGGCCGCUGGAAUGCAAAGGGCAUCGGCAGGUCUUCAGGAAGUGAGGAGGAGAGUCCUGGUUCUGUAGGUCCAUCCAGUAGGGAGGCUGUGCGGCGGCGUUCUCUGAGAAAGAAGAAGCGGGUCUGUGGUGGCGCUUUCGCGGCUGGCCGCGAUGAUUAUAAUGAUCAUGACGGCGAAUCAGAUGACAGCGACAGUGAGCCGUCCUUGACCAUGGAGCACUUGGAUAGACCCCGCCAUGGGGUCAAAGGAGGAGAGUUUGCAGCAAGAGUAUCACGGAGUCAGUCUGCAAGAGAACCCACUUUUCAAAGUUACAGAGCAAAGGUGCAGCAGCAAUGGGAGCGCAUCUCCUCGCCUGUGGCAUCCACAACACUUCCUGGUGUGUCUCGAGUAUCAAAGGUCAAUAUCCCCCCUUUUGGUUCCAGUUCUGAUGGUUCUCGGUUUAGUUCCCGAUAUUCUAGCACUGAGACACUGAAGGUGGAGGACCAAGCUGGCUGCAGCAACCGUGGAGGAAACAAGUUUUUGAACACUGGUGGAGACAACACUUCCAGGAAUUAUGCCUCAUCAAUGCUGAGUAAAACAUACUAUGGAAAUUUUACCAUGUACCGCUCCCCUAGUUUUGGACACGGGGAUAAUUUUCCUCGUACCCAAGUUCGGAUGCGCCCCAAGAUUGUUUCCAGUGUCACUUCCCCUUCUGGAGUCCAUGCUCUGGAAGGAACAUUACCUGAGACUGUGAGAUUACAUCAGACAACAGAUGGUGAUAUUGCAGAUGUUAAAAAUGGAAUAUCCAAGUCCAACCCUGACAUCACAAAAGAAACAAUGACACUUUUACACUUCUUGAAGUCAGACUUGUCGGAGCUGAAGGUGCGGAAAACUAGCGAGGAAGAAAAAUAUUGCUCGGGGCAGCAGAGUCACGGCGGGACCUUGUUGCCCUCUGGUCGUCGUUUGUCCCUAAAAGACUUGACGGCAACAUUGCGGCGCGCAAAGUCCUUCACGUACUCCAGUAAAUCCCCAACAGCUGUGCGUUGUUACCUGGCAGGAGGUACAACCAAAAGAAGUACCUCCGAGCAACAGCUUGACAUGAAUACAGAAAAAAAUGGAGGCAGGGUGUCCGUUUCAGACAGGGAAGUAGAAAGCGAUGGAGGUGACUUUAGGCUUGGAAGAGGACAAGGACUGUUAGAUUAUGGGUAUGAUGAUGAUGAGGAGGAAGUGAUGCCAGCACCAUUGCAAGAAAAAUAUGUGGAGGAAGCAAGGCAGGUUAUUCAGGAUAUCUGCCAGAUGAGCACCAGAGAAGAUGAAGAUAUUGAUAUGACAAGUGUGAAUGUUGUUGAAGAUAAAUGUUUUAUGCUUAAGAAAACAAAUGAAGAAAAGCGAAAAGGAAUGAGCCCUGAAUGUGAGUCAGAAACAGACCAAGGGGCUGAGUUUAAGACCACAAUGGAAAUAGAUAAACAUGUGGGGGAGAGGGAGAAUGGUGAGAGAGAGAAAGGAGAGAGGGAUGGACUUAGUAUGCAGCCUGAAAAGCUAAACAGUAGGAAUACAGACUACCAGGAGAAGGUGAAGAGACAUAACAGAGAGACCGUGAGGCCAUUACUGAAGGGGGACUCAGAGGAAAGCGUGUGCUUUGACCGCUCUGCGGAAGAACUUUCAGGCCAUGAGUCUAGUUUAACAGAUGAAGGAAUUGUAACAGAGCCAGAGAUUGGCCCUGGUGACCCCUCUGAGAGGGCUUUUUUGGGGUCAGGAGGGGUUAAUUUGGGGUCAUGCAUAGCCAGGGAUGUACUGGGGCAGCCCGUCACCAUAUGGAAACAAUCAGCACUCCAUGAAGAGAAAGGGCUGAAAAAGGAAAGAGAGGAAAUGAUGGAGAACAACAAUGGCUGUACAAAUCGACUAAAUGAGAUCAGCAUACUUCACCCCCACUGUUUGGACGAGAGCGGCAACAUUUUCACAGACUCCAUUGCUGGUCCCAACUUUGUCGACACUACCAAUGAGGGGACCAACUACAGCAACGCAGUACUGCAGACAUUGAUGGGUAAUGUAGGAAGCCUUGAGGCACCUGCAACCCCAAGUGCUGGCCGUCGCAGACGCAAGUUUUCCCCUCCCGUUAACAACAAUUCAGCUUCAGAGGUUAGUAACAGUACCACUGAGUCAACAGCAACAGCUGAUGGGACUGGGGAGUCAACAGUCUAUCGGUCCCUCAGCGAUCCUAUGCCUCAAAGACGCUCUUCAGUGACCGAGGAAGACACUUUUUCCUCUGUUGACAGCAACCUUUUAGGAUCUCUUGCUCUCAAAGGAGGAGGGCCAGCAAAGUCCCCUUCUGUACCCACUUUAUCAGAAUACAAAGGAAGUGUGGCCAGUGACUUGUCUGUAUACAGUGAUGGUGGACUCUGGGAAGAGGUAGUUGGUGACUACACUGGUGUGAUCAAGAAAAUUAUUGCUGAACCUGGAGCCAUGGACAGACUGACUGAUGAUCAUGGCAAAGCUGUAAAGAAGAAAUCCUUUAGUGACCCCAGUCGGCGUAGUGAUGUAGCUUUGCUUUCUCAUAACAACUCUCAGUGUAAAGGUCAGUCCAGCAGCUCUGGACCAAUCAGUGAGCAGGAUCAGACGGGCAAAAUCCUACCUUCUAGCAGCGAGCCAAUCCUGAACAAGCAUAAAGAAAAAAUGUUGAAGGUGGAGGGGCAGCCUAAAGAAAAUGUAAACACUCAGUCACAUGAUUGUCAUAGUGAGAGUAGCAAUACUGACACCAAGAAGGCUCAUUCCCAAACAGGCAAUCUUGACCACGAAGACAAUGUUAUUGAUGAAGGUGUACAAAAGAAAAUAGAGGAGACAAAGAGGUUUAAUUUUGACCUCAAGCUCGCUGAAGCUUUAUCCCCUAGGAUAGUUCGUCGAUCCCCUCGAAAACGGCCAAAUCGGUUGGCCCAGUUUUUUUCCAAUGAAGACCCAUUUGAGCCCUCAGCUCUAGAGGAGCAAGAAGGUCACUAUGACACGUCUGAGCCCGCACCAUCUCUUGCCUCAUCAAAACCAAAGACCAGAACAAAGCAUGUUAGACAUGCCAGCGAGCCUGCUACAUUCAUACCCAUCUCGCCACCUCCACGACAGCAGUCUCUCAAGAAAGAGAGGAGUCUCUCAGACCAACCCACUGGCAGUUACGCAGCCCUGACUAAGACCCCAGUAGACAAGGUUCAAUCUUUGGAUGAUGUGACCCAAAAAUAUACUAUAGACUUUAACUCCGCUGAGGCUGAAGGUCCUGAGCGUCUCCUUGGGAAUAAGGAUGGGCCUGAAGGUUUGGUGUCUUCACUGGAGGGACCGGGUGAGGUCUUCGCCAUACAACCUACAGGAGCUGAGCCACGGAAGGGUUUGGACCAUGCAACAUCUGUACCAGCCCCAGAGAGGACCAAGCCAAGAGUGGACAUGCGAAAGCAUGUGAUGAUGACACUGCUGGACACGGAGAGAUCAUACGUGGAGUCACUGCGCACUCUGGUUCAGGGCUACAUGCGUCCUCUCAAACAACCGGACGGGGCCUCAAUUGUUGAUCCGCUGCUGGUGGACGAGAUGUUCUACCAAAUCCCAGAGAUCCUGGAGCAUCACGAGCACUUUCUGGAACAGGUGGACGGCUGCGUCAACCAGUGGCACGAUAGACAGACUGUCGGACACCUCCUUAUUCAAUCAUUCUCCAAAGAGACUCUGGCGAAUAUGUAUUCAGCCUACAUUGACAACUUUCUGAAUGCCAAAGAUGCCGUGAGGAUGGCAAAGGAGGCCAAACCUGCUUUUCACAAGUUUUUGGAGCAAAAUAUGCGUGAAAACAAAGAGAAGCAGGCCCUGGGUGACCUGAUGAUCAAGCCGGUACAGAGGAUCCCUCGUUAUGAGCUUUUGGUCAAGGACCUUCUGAAGCACACCGCAGAUGACCACCCGGACCACUCCUUCCUGUUGGAUGCUCAGAGGGACAUCAAGCGGCUGGCAGAAAAGAUUAAUAAAGGACGUCGUUCUGCUGAGGAGGCGGAGAGAGAGGCCAGGGUCAUCCAAGAGAUUGAGACGCAUAUAGAGGGAGUUGAACAUAUCUUGAAUCCACAAAGGAAGUUCAUCCGACAGGAGAUGGUUAUGGAAGCGAAGACAGUUGGUGGGAAGAAGGACCGAUCUCUCUUUCUCUUCAGUGAUCUGAUCAUCUGCACUACACUGAAGAGGAAGUCUGGAUCGUUGAGACGCAGCUCCAUGAGCCUAUACUCUGCAACUAGUGUGAUCGAUACUUCGAGCAAGUACAAAUUUCUGUGGAAGCUUCCUCUCGAGGAUGUGGAGGUGGUGAAAAGUUCCAUUCAGACAACAAACAAGGAAAAUGUCCAGAAAACAAUCAGUCGACUCGAUGAGGAUUUGAGCACGCUGGGUCAAAUCGGCAAACUGUCAGAGGCCCUCAGCUUACCACACCAGUCUCUGGAUGAGGUGAUCAAGGAUCUGAUGGCCUCUGUGCACAGGGAGCUGUCGGACAAGCAGUCUUUAGCCUUUAGUAUGACCUCUCUGCCCACCAAGCUGGAGUUCACCACCGUGUCAGCAGAGAGCAGCUUUGUCUUUGAGUUUACGUCGCCUGACGCUCGCUCUAACUUCGAGCAGGCCUUUGAAGAAGCGAAAAAGAAACUGGCUAUGAUUAAGGACCAGUGGGACCCAGAGUUCCUGAAAGCUAUUCCUAUUAUGAAGACGCGGAGUGGAAUGCAGUUUUCAUGUGCUUCUCCAAGUCACACCUGUCCUGACAGUGGAUGUGAAGUGUGGGUGUGUAACAGUGAUGGAUACGUUGGCCAGGUUUGCUUGUUGAACAUCAAAGAUGAGCCCACAGUAGAGGCCUGUAUUGCCGUCUGCUCAGCUAGGAUCAUCUGUAUUGCAGCUGUACCUGGACUGAAGGGGAGGGAGCGUGGACCUGAAGCAGCCCCAACGCCCGCAACACCUGAUCAUACUCAACAGCAGUUACAUAUUUCCAUCUCACGUUCCUCUUUGGAACUGUCCGAGCAACCAACAGGACCUGGUGCUGAGCUAGUUCCAUUUGACAGUGACGACACAGACGAUGAAGAUUCACCGAGCCCUUCAUCCACUCUACAGAGUCAAGCCAGCCACUCCACCAUAUCUUCCAGCUAUGGCAAUGAAGAGGCUCCAUGUUCCAAAGACUUGGCUACAGAGACCACCAGCAGUGAGGAGGAACAGGAAUUUUCAGUGACGAGCUCCUAUUCAGCUUCUGGAAUGCUGGCAGUAGGCGGAGGAUGUCGAACCAACACGGAGAGCCCCAUGGAUGGCCGCGCCAUGCGCCGCUCCUCCCGGGGAUCCUUCACCAGAGCCAGUCUGGAAGACCUGCUCAGUAUUGACCCGGAAGCCUACCAAAGCUCUGUGUGGCUCGGCACUGAAGAUGGAUGCAUACAUGUAUACCAGUCUUCAGAUAACAUCCGCAACCGUAAGAACAGCAUGAAGAUGCAGCACGCAGCUUCCAUCUUGUGUAUAUUGUAUUUGGACAACAAAGUGUUUGUAUCACUGGCUAAUGGCGAGGUGAUUGUCUAUCAAAGAGAAGCAGGUAGUUUCUGGGACUCUCAGUCUUCUCAGACAUUAGUUCUGGGAACUCCUAGCAGCCCCGUCACUAAAAUGGUUCCGGUUGGAGGAAAAUUGUGGUGCGGCUCCCAAAACCGAAUUCUCAUCAUUAACUCAACUACACUGGUGCAAGAGCAUUGCUUCCAAGUCGGGACAGACAGCAGCCGAUGUGUGACGUGCAUGGUGUCUUACGGUCAGGGUGUGUGGUUGGCCCUGCAGGGCAGUGCGCAUGUUAAACUGUACCAUGCUCAAACGUGGGAGAGCCUGACGGAAGUUGAUGUGGCGCCGGCGGUUCACAAGAUGCUUGCGGGUGCAGAUGCAAUCAUCAGACAGCACAAAGCUGCUUGUCUGAGAAUCACCGCACUGCUGGCCUGUAAGGAUCUUUUGUGGAUCGGCACCAGUGCAGGGGUGGUCCUCACUUUGGCCAUCCCAGCAGUGAGUUCUGGAACAGGUGCAUGUGCCAUGAAAACACCACUUGUUCCAAUGGGCUCUGCCCACGGACACACAGGUCAUGUUCGAUUCCUGACAUCAGUCGAGCUACCAGAAGGAUUAGGGAUGAACUUCCCCCCUCCGACAUCGGAUUCCACAGGCAAACCGUCGGAGAGUGCUGACGUCGUUGAUGGAAACCUUCAAAGGCGCGAUUCUGUUCGCCGCAGAGCCUCGGCCCACCUGCCUCCAAAAACCAAUCAACUUGUCAUAUCGGGCGGAGAUGGCUACGAAGAUUUCAGACUAAACAAUAGCAGUGAGACUAUUGGACGGGAUGACAGCACCAACCAUCUUUUGCUGUGGAGGGUCUGAGACGUUCAAGCCUAGUUCGGACUUUGAGACUCAAACCUCCCUUCCUCUUGCUGCAUACAAGUGCUUCAGACUUUGUGCAUGUAGUGUUUUAGUUUUCUGCUCGGCUCUGGCAAUUUUGAUGUGCAUUACAGUUACAAAUCCCUCUUAGACGUAGACAUGAUUAUGUUCACUUCAAACAUAGUUUUGUUGUGUAUGUUUAUACUAGGAUGGGUUCCACGACACUGAGAGGAUUUUUUGUUAUGGCACAGAAGCCUGAAAUAGACAAUAGAUGCAGACGUCUUUUGUCUCCAUUUGAGUUGUAAGACGUUGCUAAUCUGACGUAACAAAAUGUUUUGCGUCAAGUAUUGCUAUCGCGUAAAACAUUUCACUUGGUAAUGUAAUUUUGUACUGUGUUCAGUGAUAACGGUUUGAUGACGAUUAGCAUAGAAGUUCAGCAUUGAAGUAAGCUUUGUAAAACCCGAUUGGCCGACAGAUAAUAUUUGAAGAACAUGUUGAAGGGGAGGAUCGAGCACUUUAAGAAGAUGCAAUGUGUUCUGAAGGUGUGGAACCACUUUUUUCUUUGUUAAAUCCAUCACCUCCAACUACUAGCCAUUUAUUUCUUGGAUAUACAUAGGCGUGUGUAUUCCACAAGUAAUCAGUCUGUUUAAUGUUUAAUAACAAUACAAAGCUAAGUAAUGUGUCUUAUAAAGACAAAAGGUGCAUUACGAUGACUAUGCCAAAGCCUUUUUUUCUAUGUUUUAGUUUGAAUGAUUGGAAGAUUUUUUUUUUUUUUUUUUUCCUAGGAAGAAAAAUCGGUAAAAUGAUUGCUGAGUCCUCAAUCAGGAGCUUUUCAAGUUGAUUUGCUUAGUAGCAUAUGAAGAUAGUUGUGUACAGUAUUUAUGUUUUUUGACUUCUUUUUUUCUGGACAGCACUUAAUUUAUAGAAGAUGUAGCUUUCACCUUUUCUUUGCGAGUUGAGGUACAAAGAGGUCACGGUGUCAAUUCCUGGGCAUGCGGAUUGAGUUCAAGCACGCACACAGCACAGGGAAUAACAGAUUCUCAAAAUGCUUACUAUUGUAUUUUAUUUUAAAACACUACAACACUUUCUGCCAUGUUUCCACACACUGGCCCAAUCUGGACCUCUUAAGGGUGCAAUUACAAAUGUAACCUGCCAUCUUUGCAAGAGAACAAAAAUUGCAUAAAUGUAUUACUUGUUUUUUGUUGUUGUUGUGGUGAGUGUGUGACAUAAGUGUGAGUCAUUUUCACCCAAGGGCGUAGGCUUGCAUAGGGACGGUAGGGUAUAUACAGGGGUAUGAAAAAGUAUCUGAACCUUUAGGAAUUUCUCACAUUUCUGCAUAAAAUCACUAUCAAAUGUGAUCUGAUCUUUGUCAAAAUCACACAGAUUAAAAAAAGUGUCUGCUUUAACUAAAGCAACCCAAACAUUUAUAGGUUUUCAUAUUUUAAUGAAGAUAGUAUGCAAACAAUGACAGAAGGGGCAAAAAUAUUAAUUUUGUUGCCCCCGCUUUGGCAGCAAUAACUUCAACCAGACGCUACCUGUAGCUGCAGAUCAGUCUGGCGCAUCGAUCAGAACUAAUAUUGGCCCAUUCUUCUCUACAAAACUGCUCUAGUUCAGUCAGAUUCCUGGGCUGUCUGGCAUGGUCUUUAGGUCAUGCCAUAGCAUCUUAAUGGGGUUCAAGUCUGGACUUUGACUUGGCCACUCCAGAUUGCGUAUUUUGUUCUUCUGAAACCAUUCUGAAGUUGAUUUACUUCUGUGUUUUGGAUCAUUGUUUUGUUGCAGCAUCUAUCCUCUUUUUAGCUUCAACUGUCUGCCAGACGGCCUCAGGUUCUCCUGCAAAACAUGCUGAUGAAUCUAUGAAUUCAUUUUUCCAUUAAUGAUUGCAAGUAGUCCAGGCCCUGAGGUAGUAAAACAGCCCCAAAUCAUGAUGCUCCCUCCACCAUGCUUCACGGUGGGGAUGAGGUGUUGAUGUUGGUGAGCUGUUCCUUUUUUCCUCCACACAUGACUUUGUGUGUUACUCUCAAACAAUUCAACUUUGGUUUCAACAGUCCACAAAAUAUAUUGCCAAAACCUCUGUGGAGUGUCUAAUUGCCUUUUUGCGAACAUUAAAUGAGCAACAAUGCUUUUUUCAGACAGCAGUGGCUUCCUCCUUAGAGUCCUCCCAUGAACACCAUUCUUGGCCAUAGUUUUACAUAUAGUUGAUGUGUGCACAGAUAUAUUGGACUGUGCCAGUGAUUUCUGUUCGUCUUUACCAGACACUCUCGGGUUCUUUUUACCUCUCUGCGUAUUCUGCGCUGAGCUCUUGGCGUCAUCUUUGGUGGACGCCCACUCCUUGGGAGAGAAGCAACAGUGCCAAACUCCUUCCAUAUAUAGACAACUUCUCUGUCGAUUUAUGAGCAUCCAGACUUUUAGGGAUGGUUAUACAUAUAUAUAUAUAUUAGAGAUGUCAAAAUUAUCGCGUUAACGGGUGUUAAUUAAUUUUUUAAAUUAAUCACGUUAAAAUAUUUGACGCAAUUAACGCAUGCACUGAAUGAGCCGCUCUCGCAUUGCCUCAAACAGAUUUCAAUGAGGCAGUUUAUGGACAUUAAGAGUGAAGAGAAUGCCACCGGCCGCUUGGGGGCAGUGCAGCGCCGUCCCAUACUAAUGUUAUUCCUUCUAAUAGUGGGAGAAUUAGUAGUUGUGAGACGUUUAUGCUGUUGCUUUGUGCUCCACACAUAUUUCGGUAAGUUUGCUUUCUUUUAGUGGCAAUUAUAUGUCUCUUGUUGUAUUUUGGGUAAGAUAUGCUCAGAGAUAUAUCUGUUAUAAAGGCGAGUGGACACAGGCGUUCUUUGGGCUGCACUGUUUAUUGGCAUACGCUUCUGCAAUUCCUUCACAACAAACAGAAGUAUCAUUUAGUGAAAGCACAACAAAAAUAAUAUUGCUAUCUCUCAAAAAAAUAAUGUUCACAAAAUGAAAAGCACUUGAGUCUGUAGUAAUGAGGCCCUAUUCUCACACAGCUAAACAACAAUGCAAAGUGAACUGGCAUUACUCAGAGUUUGGUCACUCAAUUCUUAUUAUUGUUAUUUUUAUUCUUAUUAUAUUAACUCUACUUUUGAUUGAAAUUUGUACAAAUUUUAUUAAAACGAAAAUAUGGAGGGGUUUUAAUAUAAAAUUACUAUAACUUGUAGCUAUAACAUUUAUCUUUUAUGAACUACAAGUCUUACUAUCCAUGGAUCACUUAAACAGAAAGAAUGUUAAUAAUGCCAUUUGUGGAUUUAUUGUUAUAAUAAACAAAUACAGCACUUAUGUACAGUAUGUUGUAUGUAUAUAUCCGUCUUGUGUCUUAUCUUUCCAUUCCAACAAUAAUUUACAGAAAAAUAUGGCAUACUUUAGAGAUGGUUUGAAUUCCGAUCAAUUACGAUUAAUUAUGAUUAAUUAAUUUUUAAGCUGUAAGUAACUCGAUUAAAAAUUUUAAUCGUUUGACACCCCUAAUAUAUAUAUAUUUAGGGCUGUCAAAAUUAUUGCGUUAACUAGCGGUAAUUAAUUUUUUAAAUUAAUCCCGUUAAAAUAUUUGACACAAUUAACGCACAAAUGCCCCGCUCAAAGAUUAAAAUGAGAGCACAGUUAAAGGUGCUUGUUGUGUUUUUCGGAGUUUUGCCGCCCUCUGCUGGCGCUUGGGUGCGACUGAUUUUAUAGGGUUCAGCACCCAUGAGCAUUGUGUAAGUAAUUAUUGACAUCAACAAUGGCGGGCUACUAGUUUAUUUUUUGAUUGAAAAUUUUAAAAGUUUUAUUAAAACGAAAAAAUGAAGAGGGGUUUUGAUAUAAAAAUUCUAUAACUUGUCUUUUAAGAACUACAAGUCUUUCUAUCCAUGGAUCGCUUUAACAGAAUGUUAAUAAUGGUAAUGCCAUCUUGUUGAUUUAUUGUUAUAAUAAAGAAAUACAGUACUUACGUAUCGUAUGUUGAAUGUAUAUAUCCAUCUUGUGUCUUAUCUUUCUUUUAAUUUACAGAAAAAUAUGGCAUAUUUUAUAGAUGGUUUGAAUUGCGAUUAAUUACAAUUAAUUAAUUUUUAAGCUGUAAUUAACUCGAUUAAAAAUUUUAAUCGUUUGACACCCCUAAUAUAUAUAUAUAUAUAUAUCUUUUACCCAGCUUUAUUAGCAAAUCAAGAAUCCUUGAUCGCAGGUCUUCAGACAGCUGUUUUGACCGAGCCAUGAUGCAUAUCAAACAAUGUAUAUAGUAAUAAUAUAAUUUUAUAGUGGGCAGGGCAGCUUUAAUCGAUUCGUCAGUGAUUGGACACACACCUGACUUAAAAUGUUUGGUAAAAAUUAGUUUCAAUUGCUCUUUAAGCCUUCUGCCUAAAAUACGAAAACCUAUAAAUGUUUAGGUUUUUUUUUUUAAAGCAGACACUGUUUUUACAUCUAUGUGGUUUUGACAAAGAUCAGAUCACAUUUGAUGGGGAUUCUAUGCAGAAAUGUGAGAAAUUCCAAAAGGUUCAUAUACUUUUUCAUACCACUGUAGGUAAUUUAAAUUGGCUUCCCAUAUGUUGUAAGGAUAGAAUAGAUCAUACCUAUUAAGAGAAUGAUUUUGUCUGUGUUCAGACUUACAUUUAUCCAUUUUCACUUGCUGAAUGUGCUGGUCCAUUUUUAUCCCCCUCAAAUGCACGUUUGAUUGGCUGAUGACUUGACUUGAAAUCCCCCCGCCAAACAGACACAAGUGCACUCACACAGCAGCGACAGAUUCAUGUCGACAAUAUUCCGCCUCCUCCGGCCCCUUUGAAAAGGAGGGAUAUUAGAAUUUUUUUUUCAGCGAGCAGCAGCCAGUGUAAGCAAUGUAAAAACACGUUAAAUGUUUUGGAAGUGGUGGAAACACCACUAAUUUUGCUACUGAACGUCCAACCUACAUCAGAGUUAGCGUAACAUUAAACUGUGAACUGUAACUUGCAAAACCAUUGCGGUCAGGCCAGCCUCCACAAGGAACAACAAAGUCAAUCUAGCCGUCCCUUAUUUGGAUCAUUGUUUGCAUUAAGUGCAUUAGGUAAUGCAACGCAGUGGCUUUAGAGUACAAGACCCUUUAUUUGGAAAAAAAAAAAAACAGCAGCUAUCCAAGAAUGGGUCCACUUCAGGGAGACACUGACAUGAACAUGAAAUCACACAUCAGAAUUUCAUGAGAGUACUUUAGUCUUACAUCGGUCCUUGGAUAUCCCCCCGAAUUACUUUAAUAUUAUAAAACUUCAGUUUGAAUCUAGGGGUGCUCCAGUGUCUCCCAGAAGUGGACCCAUUCUUGUAUAACUGUCAGGUUUUUUUUUAAUAAAGGGGCUUGCAGUUCAAAAUGUUUCUUUAGUAGUUUUUGAAAACAAAAGUUUGAAUCAAUUGUUGUGUCACCACAAUCAAUACACAUGAAAGUUCGUAUAAAUCAAUAUGAAUUUAUUUUGCGUUGAUCAUAUAGCCUAUCAGUUAAUUAGGUUCAUAUUCAUGAGAAAUAUAGCCCUGACCCCCGUUCAAUAAUCUGUUUGGUUUUACUAAUUUCCCGUCGCCAGCAAAAAAUAUACAUGCAGGUUAUAUAUAUAUAUAUAUAUAAUCCCUACCAUUGUUAAGGCCAAACCUACGCCCUUGUUUUCACCUGCUAUAAUUUCAGUCGCGAGUGUGCUAGAUACUGAGUAGGUCAGAAGGACAAAUGCUAAGCGCCUGCACGUGCCUUCAGAAGGCUAGAAGUUAAGCCAUUUUACACAUUUACGCAUGCAAACACACACACAGAUGCCAGUGGAAGUGAAGGACAGGUGAAUGUAUUCUUACUGACCAUAGCCUAAGGAUUUGAGAUUUAGCGCGGAUUGUUUUGGAUCACUCCAAGCUGAGAAAGCGCACCAUCGGCCAUCUGGGUUCUUCACCUCGUGAAGAUCAGCAUUAGGUGAACGCUCCCACUGCGAGGAGGAGCUAAUGCUUAAAAUGGAUUAAACUGGUCAUUGUGAUAUCUGCUUUGUAGUUAAUGAGUUAGUGGCCGUGCCUGGCGUUAAAUAGCACCUGUCUUAGAAUUUACCAAAUGUUUUCUUUCGUGGUUUGGCUGCUUUUCUUUCCCCUACAUAAUGUUGUUUUGUGGUCAGUAUGUGAUGGACUGCAAAAGCUCAUUCUAAACUCAAGAAAUUAAAAUAUGUUCAUUGAUUGAUUGGAUGACAUGAACAAGCUAAAGAGGUCCAUUAAAAAUUCCUUUAUCGAGACGAUAAUAUUCAGUUUUGAGCAACACUGCUGCUGAUCCAUUGAUCUGGAUUUAAAAAGAAAAACAUACUUUUGACCGGACUAAUCAAAGCAUAAAGAAAUAUUUCCAUCUAAUGCUUAGACAAAUGGUUUAAGGUAGAGUUGUCUCGAUUAGAUAUUUUGGCACACGAAUCGAAGAAUCAAAGAUCUGCUGAUAUCGAGUAACGAUCUGAUACCUUGGCAAUGUAUUAAAUAAUUUCUUACAAAACAUACUUUUUUUUUGUUUCUUUUGACAAUAUCCUUGUAAAUCUUAAUUAUUUUGUUACUUUGUAACCAUUCAAGAAAAUGUUAAAAACACAAAUCUUUUUUCCAUCCAAUUCCAGCCUUCUAAAAAUGUUGCUUAUUUUGUUGCUUUGUAGCCCUUUAAUACACUGCUGGCCAAAAGUAUUGGCACCCCUGCAAUUCUGUCGGAUAAUGCUCAGUUUCUUGCAGAAAAUAAUUGUGAUUACAAAUGCUUUCAUCGUAAUAUCUUCAUUUAUUUAGCUUGCAAUGAAAAAACACCAAAGAAAAUGGAAAAAAUUUUUACAUCAUUAUCAUUUUAUACAAAACUCCAAAAAUGGGUCGAAUAAAAGUAUUGGCACCCUUUGAAAAAUCAUGUGAUGCUUCUCUGAUUUGUGUAAUUAACAGCACCUGUUACUUACCUGUGGCACAUAACAGGUGGUGGCAAUAACUAAAUCACACUUGCAGCCAGUUAAAAUGGAUUAAAGUUGACUCAACCUCUGCCCUGUGUCCCUGUGUGUAUCACACUGAGCAUGGAGAAAAAAAAGAAGACCAAAGAACUGUCUGAGGAUUUGACAAGAAAAAUUGUGAGGAAGCAUUGGCUAUCUCAAGCGCAAUCUCAAGUCCAUCUCCAAACACAAUAUUCCCGUGUCUACUGUGCACAGUGUCAUCCAACAAGUGUAAAGCCCAUGGCACUGUGGCUGACCUUCCUAGAUGUGGACGGAAAAGAAAAAUUGUAAAUAGAUUUCAACGAAAGAUUGUGCGGGUGGUGGAUAAAGAACCUCAACUAACAUCCAAACAAGUUCAAGCUGUCCUGCAGUCCGAGGGUACAACAGUGUCAACCCGUACUAUCCGUCAGCAUCUGAAUGAAAAGGGACUCUAUGGUAGGAUACCCAGGAAGACCUUACACUUAUGACACAGAGACAUAAAAAAGCCAGGCUGCAGUUUGCAAAAGCUUACCUGAGAAAGCCAAAAAUGUUUUGGAAGAAUGUUCUCUGGUCAGAUGAGACAAAAGUAGAGCUUUUUGGGAAAAGGCAUCUACAUAGAGUUUACAGGAAAAAAACAAGGCAUUCAAAGAAAACACGGUCAAACAUGGCAGAUGUUCUGCGGUUGCUUUACUGCCUCUGGCACUGGACUGCUUGAUUGUGUGCAUGGCAUUAUGAAGUCUGAAGACGACCAACAAAUUUUGCAGCAUAAUGUAGGGCCCAGUGUGAGAAAGCUGGGUCUCCCUCAGAGGUCAUGGGUCUUCCAGCAGGACAAUGACCCAAAACACACUUCAAAAAGCACUAGAAAAUGGUUUGAGAGAAAGCACUGGAGACUUCUAAAGUGGCCAGCAAUGAGUCCAGACCUGAAUCCCAUAGACCACCUGUGGAGAGAUCUGAAAAUGGAAGUUUGGAGAAGGCACCCUUCAAGUAUUAGUAGUAAUAUUAGGCUGAGGGUGCCAAUAGUUUUGUCUGGUCCAUUUUUCGGGCUUUGUGUAAAAUGAAUGAUUUUUUCCCAUUCACUUUUUUCUUCAUUGAAAGCAAAAUCAAUGAAGAUAUUACUGCCAAAGCAUUUGCAAUUGCAAUCAUUUUCUGGGGGAAAUUGAGCGUUAUCUGACAGAAUUGCAGGGUACCAAUACUUUUGGCCAGCAUUGUAAUAGAAAAUAGCUAAAAAACCCAAUCUUUUUCACCCACUUCCAAUCUAAAAAGGAGCUCAGGCCUGAUUUCCGAACACCUCUGGAUUAUUUUGUUCCAUGUAGCUUUGACAGUGAUAGACCUCCGUGAAGUUGGCCCUCCAUCAGACUCAAGUUUAUAGAAAAAUUGCCAUUCGUUUGUGGUGAAAAAUUUCUGCUAUCAUUUUUUGAGAUAUUAACAAUUCUUUUAUAGGUAAAUCUAAGGACAGUUAAAAAUGGUGUCAAUUGUUUGUACUACAUUUAUGCUGUACAAAUUUUUCGUUUGUGCUGCUAUCGUUUUUAUGAUAUUGAAAUAUUAAUUUUGAGUGAUGGUGUCACGCAGCCCCCGCAUUUAUUGCAAAAUGAACACAAAAUGGGGCCAUUCGUUUAUGCUACGUUUGUGCUCUAAAAAUUUUCGUUUUAUAAAUAUUGAGAUAUUCAUUUCUAGUAAUGACGUCAAUGGCAGCACCUCCGUCGCGGCUGAUGAAGCGUACCUACUCUCUCUCAAUAACAGAGGGGUAACAACAACUAGCGCAAAAGAACUAUACUGCAAAAUGGACCCAAAGUGGUGCCAUUUGUUUGUGCUACGUCUGCGCUAGUUGUUGGGACACUCCUCUGUUAUUGAGAGAGUUGGUACUCUUCUCAGUAUCUCAAAAAUGAUUGCAGUACCAACCAGCACAAACGUAGCACAAACAAUUGACACCAAUUUUAGCCAUUUUUUGAUGAGAUAAUUGUGCUGGUUGACCUCAGAUUGACCUAUAAAAGAAUUGCUAAUAUCUCAAAAACAGUAGCACAAAUGAAAACAUUUUCAGCACAAACGAGCACAAACCUAGCACAAACUAAUGACAUAAUUUUUCUAUAAAUUUGAACUGGGGAGGCUGGCGUUGAGUGAUUGUUUCACUGCCAAAGCGAUUAAACAAUCCCUGCCAGCUCUCCCUAUGCCUGUAAAAAUUGAACAUUUAUCACCGUCAGUGGUAGCCAAUGAGUUAAUACUUAAAAUAAAUAAAUUCAUUCUCUUUCACUCGAUUACGAGCUUCUAAAUAUGACAUGAUCGGGCCUGAUUUCCGAUCACGUAAUAAGAUCGAGGACAUACCUAGUUUAACGUUAUCAUUACGUGUUGUUUGACUGUUUAAGCAUACAAUUUUUGCCAAAAUCUGUGAAAAUGCUGUAGUAUACUCAUGCUGGCUGUAGGGUCCAGAGGAGCGUGCUGCUGUAUUUUGUGUGUUUGUGCAAACAAUGACACAAUUCAUUUAACAUAUGUGUGCAAUCUGGGCAUCAUUGUGGGGGUUUUUUUUUCUCUGUAAGGUAGCCAGUUUAAGAAAUAGAAAUAAAAAUCCAACAUGACAUUUCGUUGGUCAGAUCAACAAAUUCCUAAAGAAAAAGGUCACGCGAAUGUCAUUGUUAUUAGUUCAGGCAGAAAUCUUGAUUUGAUUUUCUCAAUCAGUGUUAGGAAAAAAAAAAAUCAACAGAGAAAUUUUACUCUUUAGUAAACAACAGAAAGGUUUUAAUCUUGUCCCUUAAAAGUCAUUUCACUAGUAUGUCUCCUCAUGCCUGAUGUGGGCAAAGUCUUUAUUGUUGUAAAUAUUAAAUGGCCUUUUUCUGUAAAUAGUGCACCUGAGGUCCUGAAUUGUCGAUAUAAAUCUAAUGGCAUAUUUUUAUAUAUUUGUGUAAAGCUUUUUGUUUAUAUUUUAUGUUGUCUUCUCCAGCCAUGUGAGAAUCACAUGUAAAUUAUAUCUGUCAUCUCUCCAAAAACAAGACUCGAUGGCCUCCGUUUUGACUAAACAAAAGAUCGGUGCCAUUUGUGUUGUUGCUGGUAGCCAGUUUCACUCUUUGUGUUUUCAGUGUGAUGGGCGUCUGCAUGGAUUUGCUGCAGGUGACACCUUCUAGUUGUCAAAUGUCACUUCCUGUGUUUACCUGUUCUUCUUUCAUUGUUGGUUCAUAAUUGUAAUUAAAUAUGUUCA
Corythoichthys intestinalis (scribbled pipefish) is the source of this 18416-nucleotide messenger RNA. RefSeq names its product rho guanine nucleotide exchange factor 17-like. The transcript has 24 exons. The coding region runs from base 345 to 8363 and encodes 2672 amino acids. The record is from RefSeq and is a predicted model, not a curated record. Gene Ontology annotation, molecular function: protein binding; guanyl-nucleotide exchange factor activity. Gene Ontology annotation, biological process: actin cytoskeleton organization. NCBI's taxonomy places the organism in Eukaryota, Metazoa, Chordata, Actinopteri, Syngnathiformes, Syngnathidae.